Messenger RNA from Trichomonas vaginalis G3, 798 nucleotides. Its product is annotated as RNA polymerase II transcription regulator recruiting protein. Lineage: Eukaryota; Parabasalia; Trichomonadida; Trichomonadidae. The transcript has a single exon. The record is from RefSeq and is a predicted model, not a curated record. The coding region runs from base 1 to 798 and encodes 265 amino acids.
AUGAAGAAUUCUAGAACAAAUGAAAAUGGUGAUGGCCAAGCGAAUUUUUUUGAUUACUUACUUGUCGGAUUACCAGAAGGAACGAUUAUUGAAGUCAAGCAGCUAUUUUAUAAUUUUAUAACUAAUGUAAUGACUUAUGAUGAGGUUAAGAGCGCAUAUCAAUCUCUUAUUGGUAACACAGAUGCUAUAAAUAUGCUUCAGAGCUUUAUGAAUGUAUCUGAGGAGGCCCCAGUUGUAGAGCAAGAUGAAAAUGAUACCGCAAAUAUGAAAAAGAAUAAAACCUGGAGUAGAUUUGAAGAUCAACGAUUAGUUACAGGAAUACAUAAAUACGGUAUCACAAAUUGGACAAAUAUUUGUCAAUUUGUGGGAAAUAGAAGAACACGUGGACAAUGUAGCCAGCGUUGGCAUAGAACUAUAAAUCCACUCAUAAAUAAAAACUACUGGAGUGCGGAAGAAGAUUAUAAAUUAAUUCAUGCUGUCAAUAAAUAUGGAGAUAAAUCUUGGGCGAAAGUCGCUUCGUAUGUAAUUGAUAGAACAGAUAUACAUUGCAGAUAUAGAUAUCAGAUUAUAUCCAAAAAGCGUACCGCAUCAUCUAAUGAAAGUCCUACUCUUUAUUAUUAUCAAAAUUCCGAAAAAAUAUCCGGAAAGUCCGAAAAACCAAGAAAAGCAGCAGAAGUAACACCUAAAGAGGAUAAUCAAUCUAAUUUCAAGACAACAAACUUAGAUAAUGCAAUAAAUUUAUUUGAUCUACUGAAAGAGAUAAGCGCUGACCCAUCAUCACUAUUUAAUAAUGUUUAG